UGUAGACUUCGGCUUCAUGUUUGAGAGUUCUCCGGGGGGUAAUCUGGGCUGGGAGCCCGACAUCAAGCUGACCGACGAGAUGGUGAUGAUCAUGGGCGGCAAGAUGGAGGCCACACCCUUUAAAUGGUUCAUGGAGAUGUGUGUGCGCGGAUACCUUGCUGUAAGGCCGUACAUGGAUGCUGUCGUAUCUCUGGUGACGUUAAUGCUGGACACGGGGCUGCCGUGCUUCAGAGGACAGACUAUCAAACUCCUGAAGCAAAGGUUCAACCCCAACAUGAGUGAGAAGGAAGCCGCGGCCUUCAUGAUUAAAGUCAUCGAGCGCUGCUUCCUCAGUAGCAGGAGCAAAACCUACGAUAUGCUGCAAUACUACCAGAACCAGAUCCCAUACUGAGACCGGACCGAUGUCUCUUCAUUGAGAUCAACGGUCAUUAUCAGUCUAUUACAAUCCUUUAUGACGAGCACUUUAUAGAUCGGAAUAAGUCACCUGCUCUGAUUGGCCCUGAUGGCGGCGUCCAGGCGUGUCACUUCCUGUCCGGCUGCCUCAGGGCCUCUCUAGUGAUCCGCUGUAGUCCAAACGCUGCAUGUUUGUCCUCUGAUCUCCCUUUAAGGCAUCUGCCAUGACCGUUUGUGUGUGAAUUUUGACAUUCCAUGCGUAGAAAUACAUCCUUUAACUCUACUUGAAUCUCGGGGUUUAGUUGCGUCACCCAGGAAGCCAUUUCUAAGACUACGGCACAGAUUGCACUGUAGAUUACGUGCCGUCAGCAAAUGACCUGUGUUAUGCAAUACAUCAGUGUUUGUAUGUUGUAUCUCGUCGUGUUCGGCACUGAAUGGGUGAAUCUCAUGAAAGCUGUCAAGUAUGAUUAUUAUAGUUUUGCAAGAAAAUUGUCUAUUUUUAGGACUGUUAGAUUUUUUGCAUUGUGACAAUUUCUUAUUUU
Molecule: messenger RNA, 935 nt
Organism: Sinocyclocheilus rhinocerous
Lineage: Eukaryota; Metazoa; Chordata; Actinopteri; Cypriniformes; Cyprinidae
Product: phosphatidylinositol 4-kinase alpha-like
Exons: 5
Coding region: 17-391 (124 amino acids)
Biological process (GO): phosphatidylinositol phosphate biosynthetic process; phosphatidylinositol-mediated signaling
Cellular component (GO): cytoplasm; plasma membrane
Molecular function (GO): 1-phosphatidylinositol 4-kinase activity
Source: RefSeq, a predicted model, not a curated record